AUGCCCUCCCGCCGCAGUCAUACCAAGUCCCGGAAGGGUUGUCUUCAAUGUAAGAAACGGCAUGUGAAGUGCGACGAAGAGACACCACGAUGUGGCCUGUGCAAGAAACGAAGACUGGAUUGCACAUACCCACCGUCAAGUGAAGCGGAUAGCCAGCAUGCAUCCACACCCCAGGAUAUGCCUGAUGUAUUUCCUGGUCCCGAAGGAGAACCGCAAUCAGACAGAAUGCUUGAGAUGAAACUAUUCCACCACUAUGUAACAGAGACAUACAUCACACUCUGUCAAGGCCGUCUAGAUGCUCACCACUUCCAAGUGGUUGUCCCACGGAUCGCGGUCUCUCAUGCCUUCUUGCUGGACAGCCUACUAGGAUUGUCUGCUCUUCAUCUAGCGUACCUGAACACUCACGAUAACCGUUCAUGGCUAGAAAUCGCACUCAAGUAUCAGAACCGAGCAUGUUCAGCAUUCACCCGUGUACUUGCAGAAAUGACAUCUGAAAAUUGCGCACCAGCCUUCCUGUGCUCCAUCUUCAUUAUGCUCUGCGCAACAGCCUAUCCGUGUGUUACCCAGGACAAACAUACAUUCGAGCCGCUAUCCCAUGUUUUGGAGAUUCGACAGCUCAUAGCGGGCUGUGCGUUUCUUUUCGAGCAGCUUAGCGGCAUGGAGUAUCGGGGCGACCUCCAGGGGUGGCUGAAGUAUAAGGAUGACGAGGUCGACCAAGAUGGAAAUCCCUACCAUGUACAGGAAUCUCAGAUCAAACUACGCAGUGCCAUCAUGGAAUCUUUGCAGCGGGUGCAAGACAAAUUCACCAGCCUUGGUGGGCCGAACCAGUCUACAUACCAAAAUACGUGGGAUAUUCUUCAUGAAGCCAUCAAACGAUGGCCGUUCGGUGGCCCAAACGGUGGCAUCAUUGCGUGGCCCAUAAACAUCAGCGAAGACUACAUUGCUCUGCUGAAAAGUGGAGACUGGGUGGGCCGCGUGCUAUUUCUACACUACGGGGUAGGAUUGCACCUUCUCUCUGACAAGUGGUUUGUCCGCGACUGGGGCCGGCGUCUUAUUGAAACAGUCCUGCAAUUGGAGGAAGAUAUCCCCCCCAUUUGGACGGAAACCAUUACAUGGACAAAGGAGGCCGUGGAGCUCUAA
This is a messenger RNA of Aspergillus tubingensis, 1140 nucleotides long. RefSeq lists its product as uncharacterized. Gene Ontology annotation, molecular function: DNA-binding transcription activator activity, RNA polymerase II-specific; zinc ion binding. Bases 1 to 1140 code for a protein of 379 amino acids. Lineage: Eukaryota; Fungi; Ascomycota; Eurotiomycetes; Eurotiales; Aspergillaceae. Gene Ontology annotation, biological process: regulation of transcription by RNA polymerase II. The record is from RefSeq and is a predicted model, not a curated record. The transcript has 4 exons.